AUGCCAGGGGCUUAUGUAAAUGCUUUUGACUUUGAGAGUCUUAUGGAGGAGGAUGAGUUCUCUGAUGGUGAGGGUAGCGAGUCUAACGGUCGGAUUCCGGAAGGAUGGGUCACUGUCAAACUGACGAAGGAAACAAAACGACGCAUUAGAGGUCCAUUGUUGAAAGCUAUUAUAGUCAAGCAGGUUGGAAGAACAAUCAGCCUCACUUACAUGUGUACCAAGCUUAACCAAAUGUGGAGACCAUCGACUAGAAUGGAUUGUGUGGAUCUUGGGUAUGGAUUUUUUCUGGUUAGAUUUUUUGCUAAGGAAGAUCUGGAUAAUGUUUUAAGGAGAGGGCCAUGGUUCUUGGGUGACCAUUUUCUUUCUAUUAGACUAUGGGAACCUUUCUUUAAGCCUUCAACAGUGAAUGUCUCCCUAAUUGCGGUUUGGAUUCAUCUAUGUGAACUUCCCUUUAAGCUGUAUGAAGCAGAGGUGCUAAAGCAGAUUAGAGAGUCCAUUGGCAAGGUUCUGAGAAUAGAUUCCCAUACAGCCAUAGAGGCUCGUGGCAAAUACGCUAGAUUGUGCAUUCAAAUUGAUAUUAAUAAACCUUUGGUGAACACCAUCCUUAUUGGAUGA
Messenger RNA from Quercus robur (English oak), 615 nucleotides. RefSeq lists its product as uncharacterized. NCBI's taxonomy places the organism in Eukaryota, Viridiplantae, Streptophyta, Magnoliopsida, Fagales, Fagaceae. The transcript has a single exon. The coding region runs from base 1 to 615 and encodes 204 amino acids. The record is from RefSeq and is a predicted model, not a curated record.